Ailuropoda melanoleuca (giant panda) is the source of this 2092-nucleotide messenger RNA. It is a transcript of the gene C1H7orf57, whose product is annotated as chromosome 1 C7orf57 homolog. The coding region runs from base 427 to 1311 and encodes 294 amino acids. The record is from RefSeq and is a predicted model, not a curated record. The transcript is spliced from 8 exons. Lineage: Eukaryota; Metazoa; Chordata; Mammalia; Carnivora; Ursidae.
CCGGACCUGGAGAACACCCGGCCCCCCGCGCGAGUCCCGCCGCCACGCGAAGACCUGCUGCCCAGCUGUGAACCAGCAUGGACGUGCCCCUGCUGUGUAUCUGGCGUGGAUGUGCUCCUGCUGUAUAGCAGUGUGCAUGCGCCCCUGCUGUAUACCCACGAUCAUCUGCUGUCCCCUGUUGUGAAUUCCGCGUGAACGUGCCCCUUCUGUGUACUCGCUUGCAUAUGCCCCUGCUGUAUACCGGGCAUGGCUGUGCUUCUGUAUACACACGUGGUCGUGCACGCCCUUCCUGAAUGAUGAGACGCCUGCAUACCUGGCAGGUGGAGGUGGACCGAGAGAGGAGGCCAUCAGAAGUGGCCUCCGCAGCUCAGCCCCGGCGGCGUUCCCUACUCACCGGAGAACACCCGGUCAAGCGUGGCCCCCGGCAUGAGGAACACAAGCAAGGAGCUGCACGGCGCGGCGAGCCGCUACGCUCCCUGCGACUGGUAUUACCACCUUCCCGUGAAGCGGUCCGACAAGCCCGUGGACGUCCCACCAGCCUCCCAGAUCCCGGGCCUCAGUGAUCUGAGGGAGCCUCCCAACAGGCACAUGCCCGGGGCGCGGAGGUACUGGGUAAAAGAAACAGACUCGGAGUACGUGAAGCUUGCGAAGCAAGGCGGCCGGCCCGAUCUGUUGAAGCACUUGGUCCCCAGGACCAGGAAAGGCUCCCCCGUGGCCUACUCCUUGCCGGACUGGUACACCCACCACAGCAAGCCGCCCACGGCCGAGCAGAGACAGGUCCCUGCCAUCUCUAUGCCUGAUUACAUGGUUUACGAAGAGUUCAACCCCGAUCAGACCAACGGUAACUACGAGUCCAGAAGAGGGCCUUUUGACUUUGACGUGAAAACAGUUUGGCAAAGGGAGGCAGAGGAACGCGAAAAGGAGAAGAAAAAGGUGAGGCUCCCAGCCAUUAACUCAAAGUACCCGAGCAAAGUGGGGACCCCGCUCGGCCCCAAAGACCCUGCAGGAGGCAGACUCUCCUUUCCUCCCAUGCCUGGUCAAAAAGCCAGUUCACCCACAAACUUUUCCAAACUUAUCAGCAAUGGGUAUAAGGAUGAGUGGCUACAGCAGCGAGCUGACUCAGAGAAGAGGACCCUGCAGACCUCCGGGGCGGCCCCCCCAUCUCCGUCCACACAGGAGCCCGAAGACAGCCAGGAUGCAGGGUCGGACCCAGACCCGGAGAUGCCUGGGGGCGCCGAGGACAUUCAAGAUGCCCCUCCUCCAAGAGGAACCCCAUCUCCAUCGGCAUCCACGCCAGGAGAGCUCAACUAAACCCCCCGCUAAUAUGCACCUAGGAUCACUUUCUGAUGGCCGAGUAGGAUUGGACGACAUGACGGCUAUACUUAUGGGGCUCCUGCUCUAUUUUAUGAACAUAGAUUCUUAUGCGAUAAUUUAUCUUAGAGCCGAUUUGACAUCAUGUUGCAUAGAUGGUACAAGCGUUGGGCGUUGCUUCGUGUAUCUCUCUGGGAUGUGAAGCACCGAGCCUCGCUGGUCUGGGAUGUCCCAGUGUCUUGGAACCAUCCACUUCCUCCCCAUCCCACCAUCAUCUGACGUGCAAGUCUCCGUUCGUGGCAUUUCGAUUAUGAUCAACUAUUUAGACUCUACCCAGAAGAAACUCAAAAUCUUUUCCUUUAUGUGGUUCUGCAAUCUUUGUAGAAAUAAUUUUUUCUGUUUCAAAAAAAUUUAACUCCAGAAUAUUGUGUCAUAGUUUAUACUAAGAAAAAGAUUGAUUUAUUAUGCCUUAAGGUUGUAAGCUUUUAAUGUAAAAGCAUGGUAGCAUUUGCCGGUUUAAAAUGUUUGCUAAUAUUUUUUGCAUACACUGAAAUUCAUAAUAUUACACAUUUAUUAUUUUGUAUCAUAUAGGUAAAACUAUGCUUAAUUUUAACAUUUAAUUUAGUAGUCUUAACAAAAAUUUUUAAAUAAUCAGACUGAAUUUUCUUAUUUUAUAAAUUUUGCUAUGUUUGUAUGUAACUAAUUAGCAUGACAAUGUAGUUUUAUAUUUUGUACAUUUAUUUCAUGAAUAAAAUAAUUUUUGCUGGGAGAUUUUCAGAAA